This is a messenger RNA of Xiphophorus couchianus (Monterrey platyfish), 2408 nucleotides long. RefSeq names its product calcium and integrin binding family member 3 (gene cib3). The record is from RefSeq and is a predicted model, not a curated record. Gene Ontology annotation, molecular function: magnesium ion binding; calcium ion binding. Lineage: Eukaryota; Metazoa; Chordata; Actinopteri; Cyprinodontiformes; Poeciliidae. The coding region runs from base 131 to 694 and encodes 187 amino acids. Gene Ontology annotation, biological process: calcium ion homeostasis. The transcript has 6 exons.
GAUCUCCUCUUUGGCUCUGGCCUUCUUUUGUCCCGGUAUUUCAUAUCUGACUGGGCCACCCUAAUAAAAACCAUUCGCUCGGUGCUGGAGCCGCCAUGGAUCUGUGCUUUCGGAGCUUGAAAGCUCAGACAUGGGGAAUAAACAAACCAUCUUCACAGCGCAGCAGCUCGACGCAUAUCAGGACUGUACAUAUUUCACCAGAAAAGAAAUUCUCAGACUGUUCUACCGCUAUCGGGAUUUGGCACCGCAGCUCGUUCCUCUUGACUACACCAACCACCCAGAUGUGAAGUUACCAUACGAGCUGAUUGGCAGCAUGCCGGAGCUGAAGGACAACCCAUUUCGUCAAAGGAUCGCUGAGGUUUUCUCUGAGGAUGGAGAGGGAAACAUGACGUUGGACAACUUCUUGGACAUGUUCUCAGUGCUCAGUGAGAUGGCGCCUCGUGACCUAAAGGCCUACUAUGCCUUCAAAAUAUACGAUUUCAACAACGAUGAUUUCAUCUGCAAGUCGGACCUGGAGAAGACGCUGAACAAGCUGACCCGAAACGAGCUAACGGAGGACGAGGUGAAGAUGGUGUGCGAGAAAGUGAUCGAUGAGGCAGAUCUGGACAACGACGGACGUCUGUCGCUUGAGGAUUUCCAGCACAUGAUUAACAGAGCUCCAGAUUUCCUCAGCACCUUUCACAUACGGAUCUGAGGAAACCGGCGCCUUAUUUCUCGCUUGUAAAAGCCCAAAUGAAUGGACUGAAAAUACUACAGAGCUUCACAAAUCAAUCUUCAGGAAACCACUCCUACUUUUUGUUUUCAUUUCAUCUUAGAUAUUUUUACUUGAAGUAAAACUGAACCCACACAGUGGAAGCCCAGCCAGGAAAGGCAUCAUUAAUUAGGACCAUCAACUGCAGAUUUGUUUUGUAUCUAAAGGGGUUUUGGUUACACUAGAUAUAAAAGAGCAGAAUAUUCCAGUGGCUCCCAGUGGGCCAGUAGAGACGGAGGGAGCCAUUUAUCUGAAAGCAGCUCCAGCACGGGGUCAACUCCUGGUCGCCUCAGCCAAUGAAAACACUGGAAGAAGUCAAACCAUUUUUAGAUCCUUUUUUAUUAAAUCAAAAGUACACAUAUCUACAGUUGGUAGAUACAUUUCAUAUGGGUUUAGAAAGUACAGUACAGUUUAUAUAGAUUUAUUUUUCAAUGUUCAAUGAUAUUUAUAUAUUUCCCCCCCACCUCUCUAAACUUCUCCCUGUGAAUUUCCCAAGAGACAGAAUGAAAACAUGGCUGCUAAAAAUGUGUUUGCUUUAUUACAUGUGAUGGGAUUUUAAGAAAAAAUAAAAUAACAAAAUAAAAAUAAUAAAUCUGUCAAAAAUAAUUGCUGCUAAAGUUUAGAUUAACAUGCAGUUUUUAAGUAAGCCUGACCUGUUUCUGGCUCAGUGAGUGACAAAAAACACAUUAAAUGUAACAAAGCAAAUAAAUUCAUCUGUAAAGGUUUAUGAUAUACAAAGGUCCAAGAUUCACAAUGCAUAGCUCAGCUAUGAGAUCUGACGGUUAAGACAAAUGGUCCUAGUAAUCAUGAGGUCCCAAAUCUUUCUUUGAUACUUAAAAAAAAAAAAAAGAAAAAAGAAGAAGCUACAACCAAACCAUAAAAAUGCCUUUCUGAACGCUGUGGAGUUUCCAGAAAAACGACUAACAUAAGAAUACCAACAUGAGGUAAGCAGGAGAAAUGCAUUUCAAUUAACUCUGGCCUUUUUUCCUCCUGAAUUUAUGUAAAUACUGAAUCAAAUUUGAGUUUAGGUGGUUUAGCUAAAAGAGGCAUACUGGUUCUACAGCGCCACCUAGCUAUCAAACAUCACAACUAAAUAUGGAAAACACCUGAAAAGAGCUUAAUUCAAGCCUGCGUUGACGUGAGCAGAGCGCAAACUUUUAAAGAACAAAGUGGCAGGCUUUAGCUUAAAACUCCUCUAUUCUAUGCCUACAUAUUGGAUUUACAUCAGUUUACAGAAAUUACAGGGAAGCAAACGCUUCUAGGUGACAGAUUACAGUAGGAGGAUGCCGGAUCACUUGGUGCUGUUAGAUUUUGGUAUCACAGAUGCAACAGAUCAACACUGAGUGGUUAUAAAACGAAGCUAUCACUUGGCACGGACAAACACACGACGUAAUGGUAAAGUGCUGGGAGAACUCAAAGGGAACUUGCAGUUCAUGACCAGAGGCGUCAUUUGAGCUUGAAUCUUAUCUAGAAACGAUUUUCUUGGUGAGAGAUUGGUGUAUUUUGUUCACCGUCUCCAUGGUAACCAUUAAAAACCAAGCCGCCAAAUGAGCAACAUAAGUGCCUGCAUCUCAAUCGGGAAGAUAUGAAGUUUGUUGAGUUUGUUUUUUCAUGCCAGAACCAAUUUCCUAAUUUAAUUUUCUUCCUUUCUUUUCUA